This is a messenger RNA of Lactuca virosa, 2241 nucleotides long. Lineage: Eukaryota; Viridiplantae; Streptophyta; Magnoliopsida; Asterales; Asteraceae. The record is from the annotation of a GenBank genome assembly.
AUGUCGUCAAUUAUUGCUUAUGUGUUAGUUCUCAUCACUUGCACCACCGUUUUCCAAAUCCCUCCUACAUGCUUGGCCGAUGAUACUGAACUCCAAACCUACAUUGUUCAGUUAACUUCACCCCAAGGCCAAGAGUUUUCACAGCCACGAGACCUUGAAGAGUGGUACAAGUCACUUCUCUUCUCUGAAACUGUUGUUUCAGUCUCAAAUGAGAAACCGAUCAUGAUUCAUAUGUACCACCACGUGAUUACAGGAUUUGCUGCAAAAAUGUCGGCGCAACAAGCAAAGGCGAUGGAGAAUAUGACGGGAGUUUUAUCUAUAAGGUCCGAGAGUGUGUUUCAGUUGCAUACAACUCGUUCCCCACAUUUUUUAGGGUUGCACCAAAAUUCGGGGUUUUGGAUGUCUUCAAAGUAUGGGAAGGGAAUCAUAAUUGGGGUUCUAGACAGCGGAACUAAUCCUGGGCAUCCUUCAUUUCACGAUAAAGGCAUGCCACGUCCACCGGCUAGAUGGAAAGGCAAAUGUGAAGUGGCAGGGUGCAAUAAGAAGCUGAUCGGAAUGAGGAACUUUUUUUCGGGAGCUACUACUCCGGUUGAUGAGGAUGGCCAUGGAACACACACUUCAAGUACUGCUGCAGGGAGUCCCGUACAGAACGCAAACGUAUUGGGAAAUGCCAAUGGCACUGCCACUGGAAUAGCACCACUGGCACACUUGGCCAUGUAUAGAGUGUGUGGGGGAGUUUAUGGACUUUGUACCGGGAGUGCCAUUGCAGCAGGUGUGGAUGCAGCUAUUGAAGACGGUGUUGAUGUGCUUUCAAUUUCACUUGGUGGACCUUCCAGCCAAUUCUACGAAGAUAUUAUUGAUAUCGCCUCCUUUGCUGCCAUGCAGAAAGGGAUCUUUGUGAGUUGUUCGGCUGGUAAUUCCGGGCCUUAUAAUUCAACAUUAUCCAAUGAACCGCCAUGGGUACUUACUGUUGCGGCUAGUACGAUUGACAGGAGAAUAAGGACGACAGUUUAUCUUGGAAACAACAAGUCAUACGAUGGAGAGUCGUUAUACCAACCCAAGAAUUUUAACCAUAAGUUCCGACCUCUUGUUUACCCUGGAAAAGAUGGCAAACUUGUUGAUGUGAAGGGGAAAGUUGUAUUUUGUGAUGGUUCGAGAGGGUGUACGAGCGAACAUGUAAAGGCAGCAGGAGGAGCUGCCGUGAUUCUUGCAAAUGAUAAACAUUUCGGCGAGACAACAAUAGCAGAGGCUCAUGUUCUUCCAGCAUCGGUUGUCGGUUACGGGGAAGGAAUUGAGAUAAAAAAGUAUUUAAAUUCGACUUCUUCCCCUGUAGCCACUAUCCUUUUUCAUGGAACUGUACUCGGCAUAAAUACGGCUCCUGAACUGGCUUCUUUCUCCUCGAGAGGGCCUAACUCUGCAAGUCCUGGAAUCCUUAAACCAGAUAUUACUGGACCCGGGGUUAACAUUCUUGCAGCUUGGUACAAGUCAGAUGAUAACAAUACAAGAAACAAGGCGCACUUCCACGUCAAAUACGGCACGUCCAUGUCUUGUCCUCAUCUAGCGGGGGUAGCAGCACUUAUGAAAAGGGAACACCCAGAUUGGUCUCCUGCUGCUAUCAAGUCUGCAAUAAUGACAACCGCGAGUCAAGUCAACCUAAACAAACACGCGAUUGUAGACCAAAGAGACCCAAGACUGCUCCCUGCAGACGUGUUUGCCAUUGGCUCCGGUCACGUGAACCCAUUAAAAUCCAAUGAUCCAGGGUUAGUCUUUGACAUCCAACAUAGCGAUUACAUUCCGUAUCUGUGUGGGUUAGGCUAUACUCAAAAACAAAUCGAAUUGAUCACAAGGAAGAAAGUCUCAUGCUCAAAAACCAUACUAGAGGCACAACUCAACUAUCCUUCUUUUGCCGUUUCACUAAAAAGAGGUGACAGCAAAACAUACUCUAGGACGGUGACUAAUGUUGGCAUGCCAAACUCAACUUACACGGUUGGCGAAAUUCAUGUGCCACACGGUGUAAAAGUUGUGGUCGGCACUGACACUGACACUGGCAUUGGCACUGCAGCCGGUCCUUCUCAAGUACAUGAGCUCAGCUUCACAGCAGUGCAGCAGAAGGUGACAUACAGUAUAACCUUUUCUCGAGAUGCUACGGCUGAGGUGAAUGGUCCUUACAGCCAAGGCCAUAUGACUUGGGUUUCGGGUCAAUACUCGGUUCGGACACCGUUUUCAUUCAAGUUUGAAUGA